This is a messenger RNA of Eucalyptus grandis, 2030 nucleotides long. Its product is annotated as 2-oxoglutarate-Fe(II) type oxidoreductase hxnY. The record is from RefSeq and is a predicted model, not a curated record. Bases 149 to 1159 code for a protein of 336 amino acids. The transcript is spliced from 11 exons. NCBI's taxonomy places the organism in Eukaryota, Viridiplantae, Streptophyta, Magnoliopsida, Myrtales, Myrtaceae.
CCAUCACCUACCAGCAACUCAGUCAGAGUCCCGUCCUCCUUCGAUCGUCGUCAGUCGUCGUCAUCAUCGCUGCGAAAUCACACGGGCGAACGGACGGCGAUCUCAGCAAGCGAGCAACGACCUGCCAGGCGGAGCGGCGUCGGCGAGCAUGGACGACGCGAACGCCGUCGAAGCUGCCGGAGUUCCGACCUCGGCUCUCAACCGCAUCGAUCUCUCGAGUUCCGAUAUCCAACAGUCGGCGUCCCUGCUCAAACAGGCAUGCUUGGAUUCUGGCUUUUUCUACGUGAUCAAUCACGGAAUUAGCCAGGAUUUGAUGGAGGAGGUCUUCGCCCAGAGCAGGCGGUUCUUCGGCUUGCCUUUGAGUGAGAAGAUGAAGCUGUUGAGGAACGAGCAGUACCGUGGCUAUACUCCUCUGUUCGAUGAGGUCCUCGAUGCUGCGAAUCAGAUUCAGGGAGAUUAUAAGGAGGGAUACUAUAUAGGAACGGAAGUCCCAGAGGAUGAUCCUGAUGCGCAGAAGCCUCAUCUUGGACCAAAUCUCUGGCCUUCUGAAGAGUUAUUGCCAAGAUGGAGGCAGACGAUGGAGAUAUUUCAUAGUCAGGCAUUAAAUGUGGUGAAAGUAGUUGCAAGGAUCAUUGCUCUAGCACUUGAUCUGGAGGCUGAUUUUUUUGACAAGCCAGAAAUACUCAGCAAGCCUAUUCCGAUCUUGCGCUUGUUGCACUAUGAAGGUCUAAUCUCUGAUCCCUCUAAAGGGAUAUAUGGAGCUGGGGCACAUUCGGACUUUGGGUUUAUUACCUUGUUGGCAACAGAUGACGUGCCGGGUCUCCAAAUUUGCAAGAACAAGGAUGCUAAACCUCAGGCAUGGGAAUAUGUGCAACCUUUGAAAGGAGCGUUCAUAGUGAAUCUUGGUGAUAUGCUAGAACGAUGGAGCAAUUGUAUUUUCAGGUCCACGCUCCAUCGAGUUAUAGGGAAUGGUCAAGAACGGUAUUCUAUUGCUUUAUUCCUGGAGCCUAACCACGAGUGUCUCGUCGAGUGCUUGCCUACAUGUAUGUCAGAGGAAAAUCCUCCCAAGUUUCCUCCCAUCUUAUGUCAGACCUACUUGGCCCAAAGAUACGGCGAUACUCAUGCUGAUUUAGAUGUAUACAUAAAGGAAGGAGUCUAGAGUUUGCCUGUGAGGAGCUGGAGCCUGUCAACCAGCACUCGCCCGAAGUAGGGGGUACACUUCGAGAGCUCGUAAAGAAGUGCAUGAUGAGCUUAGAGAAGAGCAUCGAAUGGGGUACACGCGUGUACAUACAUAUGCACCCACAACUAAUAAUCUGCUUAUGUUUAUGCAUAGAAGUAAUAGUUCAGCGGCUUCAGCCUUACUUUGGUCUUCUUGCCUCCAUGAUUUGGCUCCUAAAUUAGCAGUUUGUACAUGUAACUCUUUAAGAAAGGAAAUGAAAUGGAGACGCCAUGCAUAUUUCUUGGCACCGACUUUCCUGUGAUUCCACGGACGGACAGUUGCUUUUUUACGAUAGUUUCAGCGGAUUGGACUGUACAUGCAACUUUUGGCAUAUUUAGCAAGAUUUUUUGGAUGAGGUAGGCGUGUCGCUAAGCCUACGAAGGAUAGAAAGUAUGACGGGCUAAGACGAGGAGAGAGCAAGCAUGUCUGUGUGGGUGGGACUAGGAGUAGCAUUAGCAAGGGCACAAACUGAGAUCGUAUGUCGCUUUAGCUGCUACGCUGGCUGCUACUUUCUAAGAAAUCUUUCUGAUCUUUCUCAAGGGCGGAGUAGGUCAGUCCCUUCUCGAAGUCCUCCUGUGACGCUUGACUAGCUGACGCUUCCGCUACGUAAAAAAAGAGAAACAAGCGCUGGAAACAGAACUUCCGACAAGAACCUGGCUAUCUCUUUAGCUCUUUGUUCUCAAUGUAGGUGGAAAAUCUCCCAAGAUAGUGAGAUAGACAGUUAAAUUAGCAGUUACCAAGUUAAUUAUACUCUUCUAGCUUUCUUGUAUUCUAAACAGUUAAUUGAUUAUGCAAGAGAUUAAAAUGGAAA